UAGCUUAAUACAAAGUACUCAACACUUCAAAGAAUUAGGCAUUGUAGCCGACAACUUUGUUGAUAGGAUGCUUGGGAUUUGAUACAGGAACUACAUACUUAUGCUUCGUCCUAUGGUAGUGGUCUUGUUCGUUAAUGUUGGUUACUUAUCCUUUGUUAGGUUUCACAUUCAUUAGCUCAAUUAGGGUUUUAAUGUUCUCUUAUACAAGAAGAUGUUUGGUUCAAUCCAAGCCUAUCCAGAGCCUUGUUUUUUUUAUUGAAAAGUGCUGUUUUAGGGUGUAUUACUCGGCUUCUUCUGCUCUUCUUUUGGAAGAUCAUGUGUUUGAGGAUAGUCUCAUGAUUGAAACUAAUGCAGUUGAUAGAUCCAAUGGUCCAAGGAUGAAGUUUGGUGCUCAGAAGAAGACGUGUAAUGUUCCUAAAACGCAUAAGUUAUGCUGCCUAGUUGUGAGACUUUGCAAGUCUUUAAGUUGGGAAGUUGCCCGGGAAAUAAGAUUUUCUAGAGCUGUAAGGAGGCAUGAUUGGAUUGAUUCGAUUAAUGCAUUCAGAAUCAUUGUUCAAGUGUUUGCAUCGGCAGGAAUGCAAAUGGAAGUACAUUCUUUGCUUAGAGACAUUGUUUUGUACUAUAGAGAAGCCAAUUUGAAUUUGUAUGACUUAUUUCCUAUUUUAUUGGAUUCAUACGAGCAUGUUGAAAGAUCUGCUAUUGUGUCUGAUAUGCUUAUGAGAACGUUUGCAUCAAACUCAAUGCUAGAGAAUGCCAUGGAUGUAUUUCUACAAGCUAAGAAAACAGGGUUUGAAUUAAGAAUUUGUUCAUGCAAUUUUUUGCUCAAGUGCUUGGUAGAAGCAAGCAGAGUGAAACUUGUCAAGAGUUUAUUUAAGGACAUGAAGAAUUCUGGGCCAUCCCCCAACGUUUACACAUAUACAAUUAUGAUGAACUUUUAUUGCAAAGGAUGUCAUGAGCAGGAAAUAGAUAUCAAACAAGCAACUGAGAUUCUAGAAGAUAUGGAGAAUAAUGGAGAAAACCCGACUGUUGUAACAUAUGGUACAUAUAUCGAUGGACUAAGUAGAGCUGGUUGUGUUGAAAUUGCCUUGGAAUUUAUUCAGAAUUUGAAAUCUGAAAACAAACCUCUCAAUUCUUAUUGCUAUAAUGCCAUUAUCUAUGGCUAUUGUCAAAAAAGUGAAGUGUAUGAAGCUUUGAAGGUUUUGGAAGAAAUGAAGAGCCAAGGAAUAUCACCAGAUAUUUAUAGUUACAGCCCUUUGGUUGAUGGAUUUUGCAAGAAAGGGGAUGUUGAGAAAGGUCUCAAUUUGAUUGAGGAGAUGAUGCAUUUUAGUAUAAAGCCUUCUCUUUGUACGUAUAGUUCACUCUUUAUCGGUCUUUGUAAGAGUGGAAUGAAGGAAAUUUCACUAGAAAUUUUUCGUAACCUUGGUGCUUCAGGUUAUGAGUAUGACCAGACGUCUUAUAACCACUUAAUAAUUGGGUUCUGCAUUCAGGGAGAUCUGAUAUCUGCCAUAAACCUGUUGGAGGAGAUGAUCACCAGUGGUUUGGUUCCAAACAUUUAUAGUUUUGCUUGGCUGGUUCAUGGAUUUUGUAAGAUGGGGUUCUUAGACAAAGCACUGGAGCUUUUCUGUGUCAUGCAGCAAACUGGUGUCUUGCCAAAUACUUUCACCUUUAAUGUUAUAGUUGAUAGAUAUUGCAAAGAUGGGCACUUAAAGAAAGCAUUAGAACUGCUUAAGUUUAUGCAAGACCUUGGGGUUAUUCCUAAUUCAUAUACGUACAGUUCAGUCAUCAAUAAUUUGUGCAAAAGAAGAAAAUUGGAAAAAGCAUUUGAACUUCUUCCUUUAAUGCUUAAGAAGAAUGUACUUCAUGGUGUUCAUUGUUCCACUCUUUUGUAUGAAUUCGCUAGACAGUCAAGUCCAAGGAAGGUUUUGAAGUUGUAUGCAAGAAUGUUUAAACUUGGGGUUACAGAAAGCACAGUUACAUAUACAAUUCUUAUCAACGUGUUCUCUCAAAGGGGCAAAAUGUCUGAAGCGUACAGUUUAUUUAAAGAAAUGAUUGAAAAGGGAUUGACACCAGAUAGUAUUUGUUAUACAUCUGUUAUAGCUGGAUUUUGUAGAAUUGGUGAUAUGAAGAGGGCUUGGGCUUUGUUUGAUGAAAUGUUGCGAAAAGGCCAUUCACCCACUGCUGUCACAUACACAUGUUUAAUUGAUGGAUUUUGCAAGUUACGGCGCUUGGAUAUGGCUCAUUCGUUGAUUGAUGAAAUGGAAAAAAACAAAAUUACUCCUGAUGUAGUUACUUAUACUUCUCUCAUUGCUGGGUACCCAAGGACCUUGGAAAUGUUGAUAAAGCCUAUGAGCUGUUUUACGAAAUGAAACAGAAUGGUAUCUCUCCAGACUAUGUUGCGUAUAAGGUAUUAGGGGAAAAUGCCUGUCAUAACUGGCCAAGUAAUAUGAUCAUUGAUUUGGAAUAUUGGUGGAUUAUUAUUUCCUUCAUCCUAAAGUGGAGAAUCACACUUGUUCUCUUUGCCACAUAAGUACCCAUCACAAAAGGUCACAGAAGCAGAGCGAGAAGAAACUUAUUGAGUUGUCAGCAUGAUUCAUGAGAAAGAAUGAAAAGAUUGUUGGUGUCGCCAUCUAGAGGUAAGGUAACAAUAGAUGGAGGUUUUUGGAGCUUGAAGUGAGGCAGUUAGUGAAUCUGAACCUUUAUUCAGAAAAGUGCAAUACAUGAAGAGCUAACAUGAUAUAAAUGCAAUUAAAUCAAAUGGUUCAUUCACUCUG
Molecule: messenger RNA, 2771 nt
Organism: Carica papaya (papaya)
Lineage: Eukaryota; Viridiplantae; Streptophyta; Magnoliopsida; Brassicales; Caricaceae
Molecular function (GO): protein binding; mRNA binding
Source: RefSeq, a predicted model, not a curated record